This is a messenger RNA of Corticium candelabrum, 1174 nucleotides long. RefSeq names its product cathepsin O-like. Gene Ontology annotation, molecular function: cysteine-type endopeptidase activity. NCBI's taxonomy places the organism in Eukaryota, Metazoa, Porifera, Homoscleromorpha, Homosclerophorida, Plakinidae. The coding region runs from base 6 to 1058 and encodes 350 amino acids. Gene Ontology annotation, cellular component: lysosome. The transcript has 12 exons. The record is from RefSeq and is a predicted model, not a curated record.
UAAACAUGAUUCUGUGGCGAUUUCUUGCAGCAGUAUCUUUUGCUGUGGUGUACGGCGACUUGAACGAUAAUUUCGACGACUUCAUCUUGCGUUAUGGACGUCCGUACAUAAGAGGGUCUCCUGAGUACGCUUACCGGAUGUCAGUCUUCAAUGAGAGUUUGUUUCGCCAUCGUCAGCGUAAUUCUCUAGCUGUCAAUACUUGGGAUGCGAAAUUUGGAGUGAACAAGUUUUCAGAUAUGACACAACAAGAGUUUGCGGAACAAUUUUUAACUAAUGCAAUACAAGAUAAAGAUAAAUACGUAUACCACAGUAUGACAUUUAACGACAGUACACUAUUAUAUGGUACAGCAACCUGUGGAAUGUCAUUGGACUGGAGAAAGCAAAACAUUGUAGCAGCCGUACGCAAUCAGGAAAAGUGUGGGUCAUGCUGGGCAUUCAGUGUUGUUGAGACAGUGGAGAGUGCAUAUUCGAAAAAGAGCGGCACCAACCCACAACCGUUGAGUCCACAGCAGCUCAUUUCGUGCGAACCGAAACCCGCAGACGGCUGCAAAGGAGGUGAUAUCAGUCUCGCCAUGAGCUGGCUUGUUAAGACGAAGACCGUUGUUGUUGCCGAAAAUGUGUAUCCCUUCAAUGGCGGCUCUGGUGACACAAAACCAUGCAUCACCGACAUACCACAGGUGGGAUUACGUCUUCUAGACUUUGGCAAGAAAAAUUUUCAAGAGACAGAGAAAUCGAUAUUGGAGAUCAUAUGCGAUUAUGGACCGGUGUCUGUAGCUGUGGAUGCCAUUAGCUGGCAAGAUUACGUCGGUGGCAUCAUCCAACACCAUUGCCCUGGUGGCUCACUAGAUCAUGCCGUUCAGAUUGUCGGAUUCGAUUUAAGUGGUCCCGUGCCAUAUUACAUAGUGAGAAACACGUGGGGUAAAGACUGGGGGUUGGAUGGCUAUGUGCAUAUCAAGUAUGGUGAUAACAUGUGUGGAAUCGCCAAGGAAGUUGUUUGGGUUCGUGAUGUUGAGUAUGUCAACGAGGCCGAGAACAGAGGGUCUUCGAAACAUGUCUGAUAAUUUUUUGCGCUUUUGAUUUUGUAGAGCUACGCUUGGUGUGUGUAUUAUUAUUAUAUUUUACUUGUACUGUAAUAUCCGGGUACUAGGCAAUCUAGUCACGUGAAUGGCUUGCA